Messenger RNA from Tarenaya hassleriana, 1024 nucleotides. RefSeq names its product cell number regulator 8-like. The record is from RefSeq and is a predicted model, not a curated record. The transcript is spliced from 3 exons. Lineage: Eukaryota; Viridiplantae; Streptophyta; Magnoliopsida; Brassicales; Cleomaceae. The coding region runs from base 180 to 872 and encodes 230 amino acids.
AAAAAUAACAGACGGUGACGAAGCCUCUUCUCCAAUUGCUUCACCUGUACGUACGUACGUGAACGGCCAUCUCUCUCUCUCUCUCUCUCCCUCGGUCUUUUUCCUCUUCAUCGUUACUCUUCUUCGGAUCGUGGAUUUGAUUUUUCUCCGAAACCAAAACGAAAUCUUUCGGACAAACAAUGGCGGCAGAAGAUAACCACGAUGUCCACAGGAGCGACGACCAUGACGAAUCGAGUCGGCUUUUGGAGGGAACUGACGUCAAGGUCAAGGCGGUGGAGUCUCCUUCGUCGGAGGGAUACAGUUGGACGGUGGAUGGUCUGCCGCUGAGCCAUGGAAGCGUGAUGGGCGAGCCCGUCGGGAGAAACCAGUGGGAUUCGGGUCUCCUCUCUUGUCUAGGUCGCAAUGACGAGUUCUGCAGCAGCGAUCUCGAAGUUUGUCUUCUUGGAAGCGUGGCUCCAUGUGUGUUAUAUGGAAGUAAUGUGGAGAGACUGGGAUCUGUUCCAGGGUCCUUCACCACUCACUGCUUGCCCUACUUGGGGUUAUACCUUAUGGGCAAUUCUUUCUUUGGUUGCAACUGCCUUGCUCCAUGCUUCUCUUAUCCAAUCCGUUCUGCAAUUCGCCGCAAGUUUAACCUCGAGGGAAGCUUUGAGGCGAUGAACAGGUCAUGCGGGAUCAGCUGCAUAGAGGACGGAACAAAACGGGAACACUGCGAGACAACCUGCGACUUUAUGACACACGUGAUGUGCCACACGUGUGCCCUUUGCCAGGAAGGUCGGGAACUUCGCCGGAGAUUGACUCACCCUGCUUUCAAUUCCCAGCCAGUGGUAGUUGUGGUCCCUCCUUCCCAGCAAACUAUGGGCCGUCGUCAUUGACGACUAUCUACUACUGAGUUUUGGUAGCUGCAAACUCACUGAGUUGCUUUUCGUAAUACAUCGUGUCUCCUCUAUUUGAAUUGAAACCCUUGGAGUGUAUGAAUACAAUAUUUUCAAACCGAAAUUGAAUAAAACAAAACAAAUGAAAAUUU